AUGGCGACUCCCACUCUCACCUCUCAUACAUCACCUCUCCAUUUAACCCCCGAACCACUCACUCCGGACUCUUUUGCGCCCUUCGGUACCGCGAUUGUCCCUCCGCUUCCCCACAAUCUCAUCGCUAAACCUCCUCCGCUUUCCUCUCUCCAGCAACAACAUGGGACUCCCACACCCGUGCUAGCAAAUCAAUCCACUGCUAUCAAGUACAGCUCCAUAUCUCCAUUGCAGAAUGACUAUCCGGGAUCUCCCAGCGGGCAGCCAUCGUCCGCACGGAUGAGUAUGUUUUGCUGUUUUCCGCGGGAAUUGCGACACGCCUCGACUACUAUGGCACUCUUCGAUGUCAGAAUCCUAGAGAGACACCCGUACACCACGCAGACGUUCACGCCCCUCAAUUCCGCCAGCGAAGACCAACAGAUUGCCAAUGAACCGCUUUACCUCGUUAUCGUCGCUCCAACCCUCAAAGAUCAAACCAUUGCCGCUGCCGUUAAAAACCCCACGACUAGAAUCGCAGAGUCAGUCACUAUAAUCGACCCCCCGGAUCUCAGCAAAGUCAAGGCGUUCGUCGCCCGUCGUGGACAGGCGGUGACGUAUGGGGCUGGAACGUGGCAUGCACCGAUGGUGGUAUUGGGGAAGAGACGGGUGGAUUUUGUGGUUGUGCAGUUUGCGAAUGGGGUUGCGGAGGAGGAUUGUCAGGAGGUGGCUUUCGGGGAGGGUGUUGAGGUAGAGGUGGACAGCAAUGAGGGCAAUAGAUUGGAGAAGCUAUAG
Aspergillus glaucus CBS 516.65 is the source of this 768-nucleotide messenger RNA. Its product is annotated as ureidoglycolate hydrolase. Gene Ontology annotation, molecular function: ureidoglycolate hydrolase activity; ureidoglycolate lyase activity. The record is from RefSeq and is a predicted model, not a curated record. Bases 1 to 768 code for a protein of 255 amino acids. Lineage: Eukaryota; Fungi; Ascomycota; Eurotiomycetes; Eurotiales; Aspergillaceae. Gene Ontology annotation, biological process: allantoin catabolic process. The transcript has a single exon.